This is a messenger RNA of Ilyonectria robusta, 2772 nucleotides long. RefSeq names its product PXA domain-containing protein. The transcript is spliced from 4 exons. Gene Ontology annotation, biological process: mitochondrial respiratory chain complex IV assembly. Bases 1 to 2772 code for a protein of 923 amino acids. The record is from RefSeq and is a predicted model, not a curated record. Gene Ontology annotation, cellular component: extrinsic component of mitochondrial inner membrane. Lineage: Eukaryota; Fungi; Ascomycota; Sordariomycetes; Hypocreales; Nectriaceae.
AUGGAGCCCGCUUUCCGUCGUGCGGCUUCUAGCCUUUGUGGGCGUUGUUCCUCGUCAGUUCGGAGGCAAUUGGUCACCGGAACCCCAGCGAAGCCUUUGAUCAGAUUAUCAGCCCACCACCUCCGGAGUUUCCAUGGGAGUGUUUCCAAGCAACACAAACGAACGACGCCUGAGGCGAGGGAUUUCUCGACUUCCACAGCAUCGAAAUCCGAGGCCGCUGCCGCUUCGAAAGCUCCCGAGGCCCCAUUACGGCUGAGCGAGGAUGACCUGUUCCAUCCAUUUUCCAAGUCGCCUGUUCCCGAGUUUCGACGCCGGGCGGCCUUCAUGAAACAGCAUGCCUACUGUCCUCACCCUGACCACCAACCGACCAAACUCCCAACGGUCGCACAAAAAGCCGAAGUCGCCGAGACAUCAACUGGAGAACAAGCACCUGCCCAUGUCGACUUUGAGUGCCCCGAUUGCGGAUUGCCGGUGUACUGCUGCGAGGAACACUGGAUGGAUGACUACGAGAAGCACCUAGAAAUUUGCGAUACCCUUCGACAGAUCAACGAGGACGACCAUGACCUCCGAUCUGGUCGCGUUUUCCACGAAGCCAACCUUCCCGAUCUUCAGAUGGUUGAGUCUGCCAUCAACAUGACGAACUGGGAUACAUUCAUGUACACGCGAGAGUUUGAUGCUGUCAACUCGGAUCGGUCGAUGCGACAAAUCACCCGCCUCUUGACUUAUCCGGUUACAAUUGGCAGCGUUCUCCAUGAGUUGAGCCCCUACAGCAUCAAGGAUGGCGAGCGCCUAACGAUGGAGGGAUUGAAGAGUUUCAGUGCUCUGCGAUACAACCUGCACCCGGCCAAGUCCGGCCUGGGUACCGAUGUCACGCAACUGAAACCCGAGGCUCCCCCAGUUAGACUGUUCAUCCUGGGCGCUCGUGCUGAGUCCUCUCUGCCACGACCUGCCUGGGUCCAACUGGCGCACAUGUUCCCCGAGUCCCGGUUGCACCUCAUCUUUGUCGGCCCAGAAAGCAUGGCCAACCGAGAUGACGAGUUCCCGCUACCAGAGCGAACUCCUUCAAACCCCUUCGGAGCCAUCGUGGAAGACCGAGUCUGGUACAAGAUGAAGAUCAGCACGAUCGUAGACUACUACCAUACGCUGCACCAGACUGGACACUUCGCGCCGUAUGAUCCCUACUUUGACUGCUUUGUUCUAUUCCACCCUGGAUUGGGCCACCCCGCUAGCAGUCACGAGUGGGAGGAAACCCUCCCCAUGCUCCUGGAGACCAAGGUGCCCAUUAUCAGCACUGGAUACACCCAGUUUGACAUGGAGCGUGAUGUUGAAUGGGUCAAGAAUAAGUCAAAGGGCGAGUUCGAUAUUCUCCUGCAGCCUGGUGAGAACAAGUUCAGGAGUCUCAGAUGGGACCUGAACGACCUGGAUCCCCAGGACGUCAGUGCCGGCAACUGGGGCGUGUGGGCAUUCCGAGGCAAGAGGUACACUCCGUCCGACUCGCCGGUCAUGACCGCCACAACCGCCGCCGCUGCCGGCCCUCCCACACGAGCGCCGGUCCCGCGCCCCAAGACGGCCUCUCCCGGUCCCGAUGCGCCACCUGCCGCUGCCCGCCGAUCCAACCGCCCUGGCGCAGCCGACCCUCUCUCGGACCGAGCCACGUCCCUUCUUAUCCGUCGCACGCUAUGCCCUCAACAGCUUGGGGACAAAGGGCGGGAUGCGCCGACUCCCAUCGACGAGCUUCUCCCGCCCCUGACGAGUCGGAACGACAUGGACCUCCAACUCUACGCCUUCCUAGCCAUCAUCCUGAGGGAGUUUGUACAGAGCUGGUACAGCAAGAUUACGACAGACGAGAACUUUGUGGCCGAGAUCAUCCACAUCAUUGCGCACUGCUCGCGAGCAUUGGAGCAACGGUUUAGGAAGGUCGACCUAGAGAGCCUACUCCUGGAUGAGAUACCUGAUUUGCUGGACAAGCAUAUCACCGCCUACAGGACUGCCCAUCGUGCCAUGGCGCGGCCGCCGAUAGUCGCAGAUCCCCGAGAGGUCUAUCACGCUCUGUGCCCCCUUCCGCACCUUGCGCCAGUGCCGUGCCCAGAUGACCCGCUCACGGUAUCUGACCAGCGGGAGAACGAGGCGCUCUACCGUCAGCUGCUCGUUCAGGGCGUGCUAGCGAUCCUUCUGCCCACUGAGGACCUUGAGAAUCCUUGUCUCACAGCCCUCGUCGAACAGAUCUUUUCCGAGCUCAUCAUUGGCAAUGUCAUAGCCAAUAAGGCAUCUCAGCCGUGGCUUCUAUACGAGGGCAUUUGCAUCACAGCAAGGGUCCUACAGGAGAAGAAGACGAAGAGUGAAUGCACUACUGCGGCUAACACUCAGCCCUCGGACGCCAGGUUGGAGGUGAAGGGCGGCCGCCGCUGGUCGAUUCGAGGACUUUUCCUCGGGUUGAUUCAGCUCGGUAUGCUUCUAGUCGGGUCGAUUCGACUCAUCACCAUGACGCUAGUUAUGGCCUCUUCGUUACCUCCUAGAGCCACGCCCUUUGAUGAAAAAGGAGUUGUGACAGAUUGCGGCAACGCCAAGGACGACAAGUCCCUAUCAGGAGGCGGGCCUUCUGCAUUUGUCAAGGCACCCGUCCUAUCCUUUCGAAUCUGGGCGUGUCUGGGCAACUUGGUCGAGAUGGGGUCACGAAUGCCCUGGCUUGAUGGCUUUCUGUCAUUAUUACAGCUCGGAGCAGUCCACGGACCCGGACGAAUGGCUGGCCUCGACGGGCCUGUUGACAGGUAA